UCCAGAUUGUGGCAGUCAUUCAAGUAGGAGACGGCUGAGCCUAGAAUACUAACAUUUGUCCUCAGAUGAGGAAGGAUAGGUUUCAAAGGAGUCUUUUCUGGCAGUUCUAAUUUGAUCUUCAUGUGCCUUUUCCCAGAAGCAGUGUUUUGUUCUAGCCAGAGGUGUUCUUGGUGGCUCAGUACAUGUAAAAACACAGCCUUCCCGUAAUGACAUUUGGGAUUGGGACAAGGUGAAUCUAUUUGUCAAUUGACUUAGAGAAAAUUACUUUAUUAAUAGCUAUUGCCCCACCUACCUGACACCGGAAUCGGUUCAGACAGUGAAAUCAGACUAUAUACAACUAAUCAACUCCUCCCAUGGGUUUCCUCAGAAUCCACUCACUGGCUUAGAAAUUCUGCUACCUAAAAAUACCAAAUGAACUGGGAUUCUGACUGAAAAGAUACUCAACAGACUUAUUGAAAUACCAUAGUGUGAAAUUCCAGAGUGUGCUGACCAUUGGAGUACAUGUGGUUAAUGGUGCAGUUUAGCAUGCUGAGUUGUUCUACUUUUUGGUUAUUUUGAAUAAUGCUGCUAUGAACAUUAGUGUCCAAGUCUUUGUGUGCACAUAUAUUUUCAUUUCUUUUGCAUAUAUACCUAAGUGGAGUUGUUGGGUCAUAUGGUAACUCUAUGUUUUACAACUUGAGGAACUAGCAGACUUGUUUUCCAAAACUGCUGCAACAUUUUAUAUUCCCCGCAGCAGAGGUGUUGGGGUUCGUUUCUCUACAUCCUCGCCAUCACUUGUUAUUGUCUAUCUUCUUGAUUAUAGUCCUCCUCAUGGAUGUGAAAUAGCAUCUCAUUGUGCUUUUGAUUUGCAUUCCUUUAAUGAUGAUUAAUUGAGCUUUUUUAUGUACUUAUCGAUCAUUCCUAUAUUUUUAGAGAAAUAUCUGUUCCUUUACUCUGCCUGUUUUUAAAUUGGGUUGUCUUUUUAUUACUUAGUUGUAAGAGUUCUUUAUAGGUAUUCUGGAUACAAUUUCCUAUCAGAUAAAUGAUUUAUAGAUAUUAUCUCUGUCGGUGGAUUGCCUUUUCACUUUCUUGAUGGUGUCUUUUGAAGUGCAAAUGUAUUUUAUUUUGAUAUAGUCCAAUUUAUUAAUUUUUCUUUUUAUCUCUUUUGUUUUUGGUGUUGUACCUAAGCAAUCAUUGCCUAGUCCAAGUUCACAAAAUUUAGUCAGAUGUGUUCUUCUAAGGUUUUUAAAGUUUAAGCUCUUAUAUUUAGGCCUUUGAUUCAUUUGGUGUAUGCUGUGAGGUAGGGGUCCAAAUUCAUCCUUUUGGCAUUUGGAUAUCCAGAACCAUUUGUUGAUAAAACUAUUUUGAACCUGUUUUUAAAACUGAAGUGUCAUAGACUACUUUCCAACUUAGUACCUCUAGAUCUACUUUAUUCUUUUUAAUGACCACAAAGUAUUAUUUUCAUAAAUGUAUCUUAUUAAUUGCUCACCUGUUGACAUUAAUAUUAUCUUGGGGGGGUUCUAUUGAAAACAAUGAAAAAUAGCAUCCUCAUUACAUGUAUCUUUAUAUAUUUGGCCUAGUAUUUUGUAAACUUUGUAUGUUUGGGGAUGCGGUGUUUAAUUUUAGUAGAGGCUGCUAAAUUUCCCUCCAAAAAGGUUAUAAACUUUUUCUUCAGCAGACUGUGAAUGCCCAUUUUUAAAGUGGAGCAAUUACCAUUCAUUCUUGUUGCUCAAUCCAUUAUAUGUACAGAUUGAGUACCCAGUAGGCACUUAGUAAAUAUUGACAGGCGAUAAAGAUAAGGGCAAAAUUGAGGGGCUCCCUGCAGUUUGGAUUAGAGUCACUUUAAGCUGGUCAUUGAGACAAAGACUAUAAAGCCAACUAAUGCAAAAUUCAGCAGCUAAAAGAAAAUUGACAUAUGAAAGUAGGAACAAAGGUAGCCAAGGUUAUGUAGGUGAUAUUCUUAUGUUCUUUACAGAUUAAAUAAAGCAUAUUGUUUGUGGAGUCCAAGAUGUUUACUGGCAAUUAUGAUAAAGGAUUGCCACAAAAACUGUUCCAGAAGUAUAUAACAAAAGAAAUUUUGAUUGACAGGUAUAAGAGUUGUAGUUAGCAAAAUAUAAUUGAAUGUAUGAUGGGAAGAUUACCACCUUGGAAGUGCUGAGAUUAAUCACUGUUGUCUCUCAAAUGUGGUUUGAUAAGAGAAUUAUCAGUACAGUAAGUUCAAAUUUAAGAAUGUAUUUGAAAAUCACUGCUUCCAGCUUUUCUGAUAUGGAGUAAUGAUCUGAGACUGACUAAUCUUGGCCAACAGAACUGAAGGUCGGCUAUGUGACAGAAAUGACACUAUAGUAUAAUGUGAAACAUUGUCCCGCUUAAGCUCAUAGCUGACAGAGGAAAUAAAGGAGAAAACCAAAGAACAGAGCAGAAGUCUCUAUCAUCUCUGGCAAUGCAUAUGCCAAUAGGUGCCUUUGAAGAUGAGACCAUGAAGCUUCGACAGCUGAAGCUUGAUAAUCAGAGAGCACUGCUGGAGAAGAAGCAGAGAAAAAAACGCCUUGAGCCACUCAUGGUACAGCCAAAUCCAGAAGCAAGGGUACGUCGAUCAAAGCCAAGAGGUAGCGAGGAGCAAACUCCAUUGGUGGAAGCUCAUACCCCGCAGAACGAUGUCAUCCUACAAGGCAUUGAUGGUCCAGCGGCCUUCUUGAAGCCAGAUGCUCAAGAUUUGGAAACCAAACUUCAUGUUCUCUCAGUAGGCGCUUCUGCUACAGAAGAGGAUACAGAAGGAAGUGUUGAUGGGGAAAGCACUUUGGAGACUGUGUCCAAGCCAGAUCUCCAGGAGAUUCUCCAAAAACAUGGUAUCUCAGGUAGUUUGAACUUCGAUGAAGAGGAGACCGAUGGAGAGGAAGAAGGGAAAAAAUUAUGUCAUUCACCAUAUUCAGAGGCAGAGAGACCCAAUUCUGCAUCCAGCCAGAAAUCAACCACAGAUGCGGGAGCUUCCGGUACUGCAGCCCAACAAACGGAUAACCAGCUGGGAGAAGUGGAGAACUUAGAGGACUUUGCAUAUAGUCCUGCCCCUCGGGGGAUUACAGUCAAGUGUCGGAUAACCAGGGAUAAAAAAGGAAUGGAUCGGGGUCUCUUCCCCACUUACUAUAUGCACUUGGAAAAGGAUGAAAACCGGAAGAUAUUUCUUCUUGCAGGUAGGAAGCGGAAAAAGAGCAAAACAUCCAACUACCUUAUCUCCACUGAUCCAACAGAUUUAUCUCGUGAAGGGGCAAGUUAUAUUGGCAAACUCAGAUCCAACCUCAUGGGGACCAAGUUCACAGUUUAUGACCAUGGUGUCAGCCCAACCAAGGCCCAAGGUCUGGUAGAGAAGGCCCAUAUCCGGCAGGAGCUGGUAGCCAUCUGUUAUGAAACAAAUGUACUUGGAUUUAAAGGUCCUAGGAAAAUGUCUGUCAUCAUUCCAGGGAUGAAUAUGAAUCAUGAACGGAUCCCCUUUCGGCCACGAAAUGACCACGAGAGCUUGCUUUCCAAAUGGCAAAACAAAACCAUGGAGAACUUGAUUGAACUGCACAACAAGGCCCCAGUCUGGAACGAUGACACGCAGUCCUACGUCCUGAACUUCCAUGGCCGGGUCACUCAGGCAUCUGUGAAGAACUUUCAGAUAGUCCACGAGAAUGACCCUGACUACAUAGUCAUGCAGUUUGGACGUGUGGCAGACGAUGUGUUCACCCUGGACUACAACUACCCGCUGUGUGCACUUCAGGCCUUUGCCAUUGGGCUUUCUAGCUUUGACAGCAAACUGGCAUGUGAAUGAGAGAAACGGCAGGUGCCAAGCUUUCUCACUCAGAGCUUUCAGGAGCGGAUAUUGCCUCCUCUGCUUUUGCCCCAGGACAUGAAGAGCGACAGCCCGCCCCUUGGGGAGCAAUCCCCGAAUGUAUGUAUAUGUUUAUACGUGCGUGUGUACAUGUAUUUAGGGGUAUAUAUACACACGCACGUAUGUACACACACACUCAACUUCUCUGGGUUUUACAGACCCGGUCAGGGAUCACAGCUUCACAUGGGUGAGACAUGGUUCAGAGCACAGAAGGUUCCUGUCCAGAGCACAUUGGUAACUCCUGAGGUGAUUGCCCAAAGAUUCUGUGCCUCAACAGUCAGAUUUCCUAUGCUUGGAAACUUGCAGCAAGAAUCACGUUCUAAUGAUUAAUUACCGGGGUCUUUUUUUGGAAGACCUUUUCAGAGUGGGAGAGUUCCCUAAAUUGCCUUUAGUCUUCAGGUCUGUAGACUUUUUCUGUAAAUGGCCAAGAGAGUCCCUCACAGCUGCUCAGCUCUGUUGUACCACAAACACAGCCAGGGCCAGUUCAGAAGCUAGUGAGUCUGGCUGUGUUCCAUUGAAACUUUAUUUACAAAAACAGGCAGCAGGCCAGAUUUGGCCUGUGGGCUGGUUUGGGGGCCCUGGCUCUAGGGAUAUUUCUGUAAAUGAUGGGCCUCGGCAUCUUCCAGAAUGGGCCCGUGGUCGUGACAUCAUAUGAGUGGGAAAUGGGUAUCUCUAGGAAGCAACAGUCCCACAGACUGGAUCCAAAAAGGUACUCGGCUACAUCCACAUAGCUUUUAUGUUGUUUUCUAUUUUUUAUUUAUUUUUAUUUCUUUUAAGUAAGCCUUACGUCCAAUAUGGAGCUUAAACUCACGACCCUGAGAUCAAAAGUCACAUGCUCUACUGAUGGAGCCAGCCAAGUACCCCUUAAAAUUUUUUUAUUAUAUAUUUUUUUCAAGUAAGCUUUAUGCCCAACGUGGGGCUUCUAAAAAUUUUUAUUUUUAUUUUACUUUUUUUUUUUUAAGUAAGCUUUGCUUUUACCUUGUUUUGGUGAUGGGGUUUUCCAGAGAAAACCCCAAAUCAGUGAUCAUUUUGAGUCCACACAGGUAGCUUAAUUCUGCUGUCCUACCCAAAGUACCCAUGGGAGAAGACGUCAGCCACUUUACCAGCCGACAUACGCUCUCUUGGAAACACAUCUAGUAUUGUGUGGUCUCUGUCAGAGGGAGUGUGGUAUUGUUAGAGCUGGCUUGCCUUCCUUGUGGGGCUUGGAUGGUACUGACGUCACUGUCCCCUACUUCCCCCUCUUUCCUCAGAGCAGGUUGGCUAGCAGCAAUCUCAGUCAAAGCGGCUAUGGCCAAGUUUUGUGAUCAGUGAUGUGAGAAAUGUAUUGUCUUAAUUUCAGUUUAGGCUGAAAGCAUAAACUCUAGAGGUGACUUAGUCUAAUUAAGACUGAGCGUAAUUUGACAGUUGCCUUCAUUUUCAAUCCAGGAGUGCCUCUUACAGCUAUAUUACUAUGAAGUCAUAGUAUAGAGGGACACACACACCUGUAGACCAUGUAAGAGGUAAGAGAACAUUGUGUAUCGAAACUUGUCAUUGUCAUUAUCCAGAGAGGUGGCAGGGAGGCUUUGGUGACUGAGCUCUGCAGACCGUGUUAGGCAGAGCUUUGGACCUUUCUUCUUAACAGAAAUAUUAUCAGCUCCCUAAAGCCUGGCUCACUGGUACCCAUCACGUUCCUGUCCCUUUUCCUCGCAGAUCAUAAGAGUUUUGCCAAGUCUUUCAGAUUAUUAGCACCUCCCAACAAAUCCUAUGACUCUGCUUGCCACCAGUUCACCAGUCUCAGAAUGCAUCUGACUCUUGAGAAUCCAAGAACCUUGUGAGUCCUACAUUCAGCAUUGUCCUACUCCCAAGCCUUUGUGCGCCGAGCUGUUGCCAGCAUUGGGCAAGGAGUCAGGGCUGUUGUGCGAUUAUGUUUCCCUUCUGCGGACUUCCUUUUCGUCCCCGCUUCCUGUUGUUCCUUGCUCCACAUCAAAUAGCAAUGCGAAGGAAAGAGAUGUGGGAGAUGAAAAGACUCUUUGCCCAUCCCCCACUGGCGAGGCCUGUUUGCUUUGUUUUGACAUGCUUGGUUUCCAUCUCAGGCAUGCUUCCUAUCAAGUGCCUCAUUCAUAGAAGUGCCCUAACGCCCUUCAGACCUCUCGCGCCACUGUCCUGAUGGACUGUCUAAUCCGCCCUCGUUGAAAACGGAAAGCCUGACGGGACGACUGGAUCUAAUCCUUCUUCCUCCCGCUUUGUCUGGCUCCGAGACAUCUAUGCCCCAGCUUCAUGUACUCUCUGCUUGAACGUGCAGGCGAUUGGUUUUACAGAAAUCAUAUUUAUACCUUUUGUAUGCUACAGAAAUAAAAGAUAAUUUAUA
Mirounga angustirostris (Northern elephant seal) is the source of this 6191-nucleotide messenger RNA. RefSeq names its product TUB like protein 3 (gene TULP3). The record is from RefSeq and is a predicted model, not a curated record. NCBI's taxonomy places the organism in Eukaryota, Metazoa, Chordata, Mammalia, Carnivora, Phocidae. Gene Ontology annotation, biological process: protein localization to cilium. The transcript is spliced from 11 exons. The coding region runs from base 2420 to 3784 and encodes 454 amino acids. Gene Ontology annotation, cellular component: cilium.